This is a messenger RNA of Didymodactylos carnosus, 2179 nucleotides long. The record is from the annotation of a GenBank genome assembly. Lineage: Eukaryota; Metazoa; Rotifera; Eurotatoria; Philodinida; Philodinidae.
AUGAAUAAGUCCUUAGUUUGUAUUUCGCUAUUAAUAUUUUAUGGUCUAACGAUAGUCAAUACUGUAAGAAAGAAACGUACAAAAGAGAAUACGGAAAAGUUAGUCAUCAUUCUUGAUAGUGUUUCAGCAGUGGCUGUUGGACAUUUGAAAAAAACAUGCAGUAUUUCAUUGGUCAUUAUCACAGCAUUAAUUUUGCCAAUUGCUGCCGCUGCAUUGAUUGUCAAAGCAUUUCUAUUGAAACCGAUUCACAAUGACAUUGUCAAUAAAUACGAAACUAACCAAACGCUUAUGUAUCAACCAAAUGACAUCUGUUCCGUAAUUGAUCUUCAAGAUUUCAAUAUGUUAACAUUUCCGGUUGCAUGUGCUCUAAUCAUUCUUUAUGCCAUAAUAUCAAAAAGAAAUUCGCUUAAAAACACUUUAUGCCAUGGAUAUUUGGCUCCACCAGUGCCACUCGAUUAUUUUGCCCGUAUUAAACGAAAACUUGCAGCCAUCAUUUUUGCUGUAACAGCAAAUGAACUACUCGAAAUUGUUUAUCAAGUACUAACGGAAAAUAAAUCUGAUGGGGAAGUGCCACUCGAUUAUUUUGCCCGUAUUAAACGAAAACUUGCAGCCAUCAUUUUUGCUGUAACAGCAAAUGAACUACUCGAAAUUGUUUAUCAAGUACUAACGGAAAAUAAAUCUGAUGGGGAAGGUUAGCAAUAGUUUCUUAAUUUUUUGCACAGUUCAUCCUAGUGAGAAAGCCGUAAGAAAUUGUGCGAGAUUCACAUUAAAAAGUCACUCAAAAUGCUUGGGAAAUUUUAUAAUAUUUUGCAAAUUUUAUCGAAUGUUUUUUUUUAGCAUUUGAAUAUUUCAAUAUUGUACUCAAGGAAGGUCGACGUUGCUCUCCACCGACCUUUUUUUCAGUAUAGUUUACAAUUAUAAAUGUGACAGAAAAAGUUGAAAAAUGUUUAAGACAUCAGUGGCACUUGUAUACUAACGAGGAAACCUAUCCAAGUGAUACCCUCCGAUUUCGUUCGUUCAUACGUCGAUCGACAGAGGGUAUCGAGCUAGUAAAAAGCCUAAAAGAAUUUUUCCCAUGACUCUGGAAGACCCGGUUUUCUGAAAACCAGUUUUUCAGAAACUCUAUACAAGUUGUCUGUAAAACAAUUUUCGUCAUAGGCGGGCAUAAAUAAAAAAACAAAACAAGCAUGAAGGCACACAGUUUGAUAGAGCAUUAAAGGCCCUACAAAACGUACUGUUGCUUUUUGCUUUUCGUUCUUUCUUUUAUUAGAAAAACUUACUUUUCUCUCAAUAUCUAAAAACAGGUAUUUGUCGACUUUUGAUGGGUUUAUCUCGGUGAGUUAUUGAGAUAUCGAGCUGAGAUUUUCUGCGGUAGCGAUAAGCGAAAAAGAGUUUCGAAAUCCGGUUCUAGAAACCGGAGUAAUUUUAAAAAUACGUCAAGAACUCGAUUGUACAAUAAAGUUGCAAUGACUCAUAUGUUUGGUAAAGGAAAUAGGCAACAUUGACGACACAUUCGGAUACACAAGAAUUUCAUAAUGAUUUUGGCUCGAACGAAGGAAACGGAGUUGCUGAGGAAGCUAUCUUGAAUGUGAAAGAGUGAGUUAUGUAAUCACCUCACAACUUAUGCAACCGUUUAGUGACAUACAGAAUAGUGGAUCACUGUCUUUCCGGUACUUAACGGUGAGCAUUUCCGGGUUGGCACGUGAGCUUUAGAGUUGUUUCUUAGUUAAAAGCUUUUCUAUUCAGAAUUAUCGUUCUCGUGUGGUUUGCUUCACUGAAAGUAGUAUCAUGCAAACCAAAUGUCACGGACUAUCCGUCCGCAGAAAAUGAAAAGAAAUUGUUAGGAAUAUCAAAUUAGUAUCACGUGUAAAACCUAGACGUUAUAGGUCAUUGUGAAUGGUCCCCACUCUGCCAUAAGUGUGACUAGAACGAACGCGAAUUGCCAGAAACAAUGGGGGAUGCCACUAGCGAUGGGCCGUAAUACGUAAGCUUCGAAAGAAUGGAACGAAAGAAUAUUCGUUAUUUACUAUAACAAACUAUGUCUCAUUUAUAUACGAAUGAUCAGUAUACGAAUACGCGUCAGAAAAGAAAGAGAAAAGAGCUUAAACGUACGUAACAAACGUAAUACAUAAUGAAAGUAACAGUAUUUUUCUCUUAUAUAUUUUGAACGAAGAAACGU